This is a messenger RNA of Lycium ferocissimum, 765 nucleotides long. Its product is annotated as transcription factor PRE5-like. Gene Ontology annotation, molecular function: protein dimerization activity. Gene Ontology annotation, biological process: regulation of growth; regulation of DNA-templated transcription. The coding region runs from base 247 to 525 and encodes 92 amino acids. NCBI's taxonomy places the organism in Eukaryota, Viridiplantae, Streptophyta, Magnoliopsida, Solanales, Solanaceae. The record is from RefSeq and is a predicted model, not a curated record. The transcript has 2 exons.
CUUGGGGUCCAUUCUCUCCUUUAAAGCUCGUUCGUUAAUCACUUUUUUCCCUAGUCUUUUUCUUAGUACCAUAACUUCCUGUUUACAAAUUCUUAUAAUUUCUUCUUCUCUUCCAAUUGUUCCCACUACGUAUAACCUUUCACUUUGAUCCAAACACAACAAGAAGGAAAAAAAAAGAUAAGAGGAGCAAAUUAUACAAAAAGUACAAGAAGAAGAAAAAAAAGUGAGGCAUUUAAAAUUUGAAACAUGUCAAACAGAAGGUCCAGACAACCAUCAUCAGGGUCUUCAAGGAUUUCAGAUGAUAAAAUUAUUGAACUUGUUUCCAAGUUGCAGCAAUUUCUUCCAGAAAUUCAAACUCGCCGCUCCGGCAAGGCAUCAGCAUCAAAGGUGCUCCAAGAAACUUGUAACUAUAUUAGAAGCUUGAACAGAGAAGUGAAUGACCUUAGUGAUCGACUUUCUCAAUUACUAUCUACUAUAGAUACUGACAGUCCAGAAGCUGCAAUUAUCCGCAGUUUAAUGAUGUGAUUAAUUAAUUUCUAUUUAUAUAUUUACAAGUAUUUUACCACCCUAGUUGUUUGUCUCUUCUUCCUCUAGGCUAUCUACUAGUUACUAGCUAGGCCAAUCAUGUGUUAGAAUAUAGAACUGAAUAUAUGUAUGGGAUACGAUGUUCCCCUAGCUAUGGACACAUGCUUGUAAUUAUGUUUUCUCACUAUAAUUAAUAAGAUGGACUUCCACGGUUCCACUUUGGAAGUCCUUUUUUAUUAU